UAGGUCAGGCUGUUGAGUGGCCGGUCAUUUUGACCUGGUAGAACAAAAGAAUAUAGGGAUCAGUGUGUCCUGAAUAGCUGGGGCAGAUACUCAUACCAACCCACUCAGGCAGCUGAUUCGAAUUAGUUCAAGAUGACGUUCUGGCAGGAAAACUACCAUUUCAUCAAGGAUGUAUACGACAUGCGCCACCAGAAGAUGGCUGAGUGGAUGGAGAACGUUGAGAAGGCCAUUGCUCGUAUCAUGGCUGACAAGGUAUACACGUCCGCUGAGUUCAAGAGGGAGAGAGACAACUUUCAUGCUCUCUGCAAAGAUCUUGAGAGAUCUGAAGUAAAGAAAUGGCUAGCCCAAAUUCUUGAAAUACUUAUGGCCGAGAGAGCUAAAGAUCAGAAAAGGGAUGAAUUGGAGAAACUUGAUAUUACCAUUAAAAAGCAUGAAAAUCUCAUUCCCACUGUAAUGAAAACUCAGGUUAUGGUAGAUCUUUACUGGAAAUGUUAUGCCUAUGGAGAUGAGUUAAAACCACAUAUUGAAUUCCUUGAUGGAAUUAUGCUCUCCUCUACUCGAGAUAUUGCUCCAUCUUGUGUUGAGAAUGUUGAUGAACUCAUUGAAAGGCAGGAGAAGUCUCUUGUACAGCUUGAGACUAAACGAGGUGUUGUAAAAGAUCUAAUUGAGAAAGGAAAAGUUCUUCUUCAGAACCCUGACAAACCAAGAUUCCUUGAUUCUCAUGUUCAAAGAAUUGAAAUAGGUUGGGAUGAUACUAAAGAGAAAGCGCAGGACAGACUCACACUUCUUAAUAAUACAAAAGCUGCCUGGGAAGGUUACGCUGAUGGUAAUAUAAAAAUUGCAGAGGAAUUUGAUAAAUGUGAAGAAGAAACUAAGAAAGUAAAGAAACGAUUCAAUCUUGAAGCUGCUUUUGAAGAUCUGGCUAGAAGACAGGAGAUUUUUAACAAAACAAAAGAAACAGUCCAUGGAAUGUUUGAUCAAUUAAAAACUGAUUAUAGCACCAUGUGCCUUACUUUGCCUGAUGAUAAAAAACAACAGCUUAAAAAAGAACUUGUACCAGUUGAAGAAAAAUUAGCACUGGUCAAAAUUUUUGAUGAGAAAGUUCAAAAGAUUUCAGAAUUUUGCAACUCCCUUAAAAACUUUGACAGUUCUCUGAAGACAAUUGACAGCUGGAUGGUUGGUGCUACUAAGGAGCUGGAAGAUAUCAAAUUAUCAAGUGAUAAGCUUACUCCUGAAGACAGAGUUUCAAGAACCAUGGACCUCCAAGAAGACAUUGCUGCCAAGGUUCAAAUAAUCAACAAAAAUGUUGCUGAUGAACUUGAACUCCUUCCUCAAGGAGACAAGGUCCCUCAAGAUGCUCAAGAUUUUAAGGAUGAGCUUAACAGAAUAAAGAAAUAUGUUCUUGACUUAAAAGAAAAAACUAUAAAAGAAUGCAACAGCUACUCUGAGGAUGUUAAGUAUUGGGCAGAGUAUAGAACAGGUAUUAAGGAAUUUGUUCCUUGGCUGGAACAAGCCGAAAAAGCAUCAACUUCAGGAUUGGUCAAACCUACUAACUUAACUGAAGCAGAAGCAUUGUAUCAGAAAUCUUCUACAUUUACCAAUAGUUGUGAGAGUCACUUAAAACUGCUGAAUGCUGCCAAUGAAGCUGCUCAAAAGAUGACAUCUCAUAAAGAGUCUGACGAGGAAGUGGCCAAAUUGAAGUUAAGGUAUGACAAAGUCAAAGCUGUAUCUGAUGAAUGGAUGAAAAAGGUUGACACACUUGUGAAAGAAUGGAAACUGCUAGAUAACACUGUAUCUGAACUGAAUGCAUGGGUUGCCAAGGAUAAAACAGCUGAUGGGGAAAACCAGUUUUCAUUGGAGAAAAUGGAGUCCACACUUGGCGAACUUAAAAAUAUCUUUAAACAGAAAGAAAAACUUGUCGAGAAUCUGUAGGCUGCAAUUAUUAUAUGAUGCAAGAAGAGGCUGAUUGAACUCAUAUGCAGAUUUUAAAUUUUUAUGAUUUACUUUAUGUUUUGAAAUUACAUUAAUUUUAGUGGCUUUAAGAUGCAAUAAAAAAAGUGAAAUACAAGGUGUAUACUAUUAAAAGGUUGUGUGAUUCCCUGUAAACCCCUUUCAGUAAUUAUCUGAUAAUUACUUACUUCCAACUUACUAAUUUUAUCUUUACUUUAAUUAAAUUCUUUCUAACCUUG
Messenger RNA from Eurytemora carolleeae, 2189 nucleotides. RefSeq names its product golgin subfamily A member 4. NCBI's taxonomy places the organism in Eukaryota, Metazoa, Arthropoda, Copepoda, Calanoida, Temoridae. The transcript has 5 exons. The coding region runs from base 133 to 1932 and encodes 599 amino acids. Gene Ontology annotation, molecular function: actin filament binding. The record is from RefSeq and is a predicted model, not a curated record. Gene Ontology annotation, cellular component: meiotic nuclear membrane microtubule tethering complex; nuclear outer membrane; cytoplasm. Gene Ontology annotation, biological process: nuclear migration.